AUGGAUUUAAGCGAAUCUUACAACAUCCCUGAUCGAUCGAUCAUUCCCGAUAGAUGCUUACAAAUAGACCGCCGAUUCCUCCAAUCCCGUCUGAAAAGAAAGUCUUCACUACCAUCCACCACUCAAGAUUUAGAGCAAAGGCCCACUUUGACCGGGGUUGCACGAGAACUCACGGGUAGAGUUUUUAGUCACCCAGCGCCGGAAGAACCUAUGGUGCCGUUUCAUCGACGUGAAUUGGAGAGAAAUAGGAGGGCUGUGAAUAGGGAAGAAGAGGAGAAUCCUGAUCCUGAAUUACCAACAUAUCGCGAAAGUACGAGAGGAAGAACCACCAUGCCCUCUCCUCCUCUCCCGGUUCACUUCAGCGACGGUCAUCAUGGUCCCAUCAUAGAUGGCGUUUCGGUCAUAGCGUUUACUAUCCCAGAACAAGCGCCGCCUAAGUACGAGGUGGAGGCGGAUCGAUUGGCGUAG
This is a messenger RNA of Tremella mesenterica DSM 1558, 468 nucleotides long. RefSeq lists its product as uncharacterized. The coding region runs from base 1 to 468 and encodes 155 amino acids. The transcript has 2 exons. The record is from RefSeq and is a predicted model, not a curated record. NCBI's taxonomy places the organism in Eukaryota, Fungi, Basidiomycota, Tremellomycetes, Tremellales, Tremellaceae.